GUGGGCCUGCUGCUGUAUUGUCUGCUCUCCCUUGAAUCUCGCACAAGACGGUGGCAAUCUGGCAACGAGCCUGAUCGAAAACGAAGCAUAAAGGCCGUGUACAAAUGAAGGUCGAUAAUGAGGAAGCACGAAAAGGAAGGAAAGCAACAAGCGAUACGGUGUGCAACUUCUUGACAUGCAUUGCCCUCGUCAUACCCUCCGCAGGGGGCAAAAGCACGGCUGCGAGAAGAUUCCCAGUACUCGAUAUUGAUAGCAUCCUAGAUCUGGAAGACCCGAUGGUCACGAGAGCAUUACAUCACCACGAACGUGCGCUGGAGGACGAUUCACAGUGGGAGAAAGGUAACAAGCUGUUAUGGAAAUUCCAAAAGAAGUGGCUUCGCCAGAACAGUGCCGGUCGCGUUCGAGCAGUCCUGCUGCAUUCUUACGAACAAGCGCAAGCUCUUGGAUUUGAAGACAUCCACAUUCUUGUCCCAUCACUUCAUUUGCAUGCACAAGCGAUGAAAGAGCGCAGUCCAAGGGGUCAGCGCAUAGCUCGCUUGAACAGGGAAGUCGUUGUCAGCGAGGGUCACAGGACGAACGUGCAAAUAAGGCUAUAUUCUUCGUGGCGAGAAUAUACAUUGCAUCUGUGCACAAUUAUGGCCACAGUGGUAGAGGAACAUCAUCAAAUGGAUUGAAGAGCGCGGGAGGAUUGCAGAUGCUCGAUGCUUACUUCAAAAAAUUAAUGAAGAUGCGUUCGUUUUUGUGA
Messenger RNA from Acaromyces ingoldii, 745 nucleotides. RefSeq lists its product as hypothetical. The record is from RefSeq and is a predicted model, not a curated record. The coding region runs from base 105 to 674 and encodes 189 amino acids. The transcript has a single exon. NCBI's taxonomy places the organism in Eukaryota, Fungi, Basidiomycota, Exobasidiomycetes, Exobasidiales, Cryptobasidiaceae.